Exophiala xenobiotica is the source of this 2533-nucleotide messenger RNA. RefSeq lists its product as hypothetical. The transcript has 2 exons. The record is from RefSeq and is a predicted model, not a curated record. The coding region runs from base 895 to 2229 and encodes 444 amino acids. NCBI's taxonomy places the organism in Eukaryota, Fungi, Ascomycota, Eurotiomycetes, Chaetothyriales, Herpotrichiellaceae.
CACAACAACAACCACUCCAUCAACACGUUUUGGCAGCCCAUGCUUCUUUCCUGGUCAGCAGGCGUGUGUAUGCUUUGUGACCAUACUCCAACCACCUAGACCCAAUUUCAGGGCAGAUAUCAAGCUGCGCAAGCAGUAACUCUUCAUCAUGGCACCGGUACGUCUCUUUGGCAUUGUUCCCAGUGAGCGCGCGGAAGCAGACUCGAAGUCGGCCACCAAAAUCUUUCUGCCGCCUCCUCAGCGGUGUGUGCGAUGGCCUCUCUACAACUCAUGGCUUGGCAUGUUGUCACCCACACCAUGCCUUUUCCCCUAUAUUGGCCUUUCGCAAUCUCUCUCUUCUUCCUCCUGUCUACCAGCACAAAAUCAUGGCACCGAAGAAUUUCUCCUGUCUCUUCUGUGGCCGUGAGUACACCAAUGACACGUCUGUCUACCGACAUUGCCGCGACCACCACCAGGACCUCGUUGGCAACGUCAGUAGCGAGAAGAACUGGGCUGUGCCCAUCCAGCGUGGACCCGCUGGACCGCCUCCUCCGCCUCCUCCCCCUCCACCACAACCACAGACUCCUCCUCCAGCAUCUCCUUCUCCUCCACCUCCACGAGCACCACCAUCACCAUCACCACCACCUCCCACGACGCCCGCCGCGCCGCCAUCCGCGCCGCCAUCAGAGGUCGGUGUCUGGUUUCCGGACGAGGACUUUUUGCUUGGGCUGGUGGCAGAUUUGCCACGCAUCCGCUCGCCCUCUCCUCCCUCCUUUUCUCGCCGUGUGCCCCUCUCUCCCCAGGAGGUCGUUCCCGCCCCUUUGGUUCCCGCGUCCUCUCCGAGGGCACCUCCCGCUUCUCGGGAUCUUUACCCGGGCGAAAGCUCUGUUGACAACGUACUGAUGCGGUUGGGUUAUGCAGCUCCGCUCCUCGAGAACAACCCGCAACCAAGACGGGGUGGCGCGUCGAGGCGCCAAUGACUUCGACCCGACCGAGGGUCUCCCCGUGCGCAAGUACCAACUUGCGACGGUUCGCGUCAACCAAGAGGCAAACGACGAUCCUGUCGACGCUGGUCGAGAGGACCAGAACAAGGACGAGAACUUGUUCAGCAAGGAGCUCCCCCUUCCGAGUUUUUUCAAGCAGCUCCCAGAGCUCAAUCAGAAGCUCGUGCGCAAGGCCCGCAUGGCCAAUCCCAACUUCACUCCGCCUAUCUGGGACUACAAGAAGGAGGAGUGGGUGCGGCCCAACGAGGCAGAGGGGCGAGGCAACAAUCGACAAGACCCGACCGAAGAAGCAGGUAACCAAGACGGCGAGGACGAAGACCUUCUUGACGCCGAGGGCAUGCUCGAGAAGCGACGCAAGACCGGUGCCUCGACCGAAGGUCGCUUCUUCGAGAUCAAGAAAUGGGUGCCUAUCCCACAAGCCAUUGCGGAAAAGAUGUCUGAGCCAAAGUACCUCGCAGACCGACGGCCAGGCAUGCAGAGUCUCUAUGGCGGCGCGUACAAGGCGACGAACGGAUAUGGAACCUUAGGGCCCAUGCCUGCGGCCGGUGCUGGAAGCACGGGAUACGAUCUGGGCGACGGUGCAGGUUUGGGCAAUGCAAGUGGUUUGACAAGUGCUGCACCAGCCACCCCAGUGAGAAGAAAUAUGCCACCAAUCCGCAAGUCUAAGAAGCGCAAGGGCGGACCUGGGCGAAGAAAGGCUGUGCCUGUGGAUCUCGCACCGGAAGGAAGUACUGUUGCUGAGACAGAGACGCCACCUGUUGGUCCUGAGAGCGAUGGCGAAGGCAGUGAGGAGGGUGAGGUCGUCGAGCAGGGUGAAGCGGAAGCGGAAGCAGAAGCAUCAGCUCCUGCAUCUGUUCCUCCGACUGCAACUGAACCUGAACAGAGUGGUGUGGAAGAGAUUGUUGCUCCGGCUAUUUCUACUGCUACUGCUGGUGAUCCUGUCACGGCUACAACUACGGCGGAACCUACAACUGCUGCUGACAUCAAGACUCCUGACGAACUCACGACUACUGAUCAACUGACGGCUACUGCUGACUUCUCGGAUGUUGAAUCGGAAACGGACAUCCACGUACCUGCUUUUAACGUCAAGGAGCUUGCUGGAUUCACGGUUCCUGCUGAAACUACGGCUACGGCUAUCUCAACUGAAACUGCUACGGCCAAGGAUGGUGUGAAAGAAGAAGCAGAGAUCGACUUGCUUGGUGGUCUGGAAGCUGCCCUUGAGAAGGAGGCGAAUGAAGCCGAGUAGGCAUCCACAAUUGUCCUGGAGAUUUUGAAAGCACACGAAGCCUAUCAGGCAUUUCGAGGUGUUAAUAUUGAGUGGCAGAAAUGGAUGCAUUGCAGCUUUCAGCCUCCCCUGAGAAGACAGCAGAUGAAACCGAAAAUCACAUCAAUCCGAACACCACAUCAAUCCGAACAUCGGGUCAACUCGAACAUCAGAUGAGUUCAAACAUCAUGUCAACCCGAACAUCAGAUGAAUUCAACCAUCACAUCAACCCGAACAUCAGAUGAAUCAAAACAUCACAUCAACCCGAACCUCAGAUGAAUCAAAA